Messenger RNA from Cylindrotheca closterium, 2445 nucleotides. Lineage: Eukaryota; Bacillariophyta; Bacillariophyceae; Bacillariales; Bacillariaceae. The record is from the annotation of a GenBank genome assembly.
AUGAUUUCGAAAAUGAAUCUUCUCGUUUCGUUGCUCUGCAUCUUGGCACUGAUGAUCGGAUCGGCUUCCAGCAGUGACCUCCAGUGCACCCAUGGCGCCCGAGAGGUGCUCGUUUCCUCUGGAAGCUACGAAAAAAGCAAGGGUUCUACAAAGGGCUCAUUGUCUACCAAGGGCGUUACCAAGGGUUCCACCAAGGGUUCCACCAAGGGUUCCACCAAGGGCUCGUCCACCAAGGGUUCUACCAAGGGUUCUACCAAGGGUUCCACCAAGGGUUCUACCAAGGGUUCCACCAAGGGCUCGUCCACCAAGGGCGUUACCAAGGGUUCCACCAAGGGUUCCACCAAGGGUUCCACCAAGGGUUCUACCAAGGGUUCCACCAAGGGUUCCACCAAGGGUUCUACCAAGGGUUCCACCAAGGGUGCCUCCAAGACUGCCUCCAAGACUGCCUCCAAACCUGCCCCUAAACCUGCCCCUAAACCUGCCUCCAAACCUGCCGCCAAGAAAGCAAAGAGGCGAGCUCUGGGUGAUGCCAAGGGGUCGAGUACCAAGGGUGCUUCCAAGGGAUCGUCUACCAAGGGAUCAUCUACCAAAGGUUCGUCUACCAAGGGAUCAUCUACCAAGGGUUCGUCUACCAAGGGUUCGUCUACCAAGGGUUCGUCUACCAAGGGAUCAUCUACCAAGGGUUCAUCUACCAAGGGCUCCAACAACGGAUUGUCUUGUCCCUCAAGGUUUGGUAACGGUGAGGGUACCUCCAAGGCUACCAAGGGUUUAUCUACCAAGAGCGCUACAAAGGGUUCCAACAAGAGUUCCACCAAGGGUUCAUCUACUAAGGGUUCGUCUACCAAGGGUGCUUCAAAGAGUUCUUCGAAGGGCUCGUCUACCAAGGGUUCAUCUACCAAGGGCGCUUCAAAGAGUUCCUCCAACAGUUCCAAGAAGCGAGCUCUCAGACAGCUUGCUUUUAAGGGUUCUUCCAAGGGAUCGAAGGGCUCCAAGGGUUCUUCCAAGGGAUCGAAGGGCUCCAAGGGUUCUUCCAAGGGAUCGAAGGGCUCCAAGGGUUCUUCCAAGGGAUCGAAGGGCUCCAAGGGCUCUUCCAAGGGAUCGAAGGGCUCCAAGGGCUCUUCCAAGGGAUCGAAGGGCUCCAAGGGCUCUAAGGGGUCCAGUAAGGGUUCUGAUUCUUGCGAUUGGGGAAGCAUUUUGGACAUUGUUCCACAACAAAGUCCAGUUGAUGUUACCACUGUUGCAUCUGACGGUUCGUCCGUUACAUUCCAAGUCACCCAAAGCUUUUCUUCGUCCAUGAUGUCUGGAAUGGCAGUUCUCUUCGGUUCCGACGAAGAACAAAACGUAUGCGAUGUCACCAGCAACGUCGAUGCUGAUUGGGUGAGCCAGGAAUAUACAGCCUAUUGCAAUGCUUGUGGAAUUGCGGAAGUCAAGAUCUUCUUGUUUUGCGACGAGGUUGCCACCGAAGGCGACUACUGUCCCGGAGACUCCAACGACUUCUAUGAGUACACCUUCGAACUCGAGUGCAAGCCAAUCUGCACUCCAACAAGUGCACCUUUUGAACUUCCUGAUGUUCCAACUGCAUCACCUGUAAAUGAACCUACUUCAGAAGCAGGACAACCUACACCUACAACAACAACAAUACAAGCAUCACCACCAACUCCAGGUAGCUUGGGAGAUCCUCAUUUCAAGACUUGGAUGAAUGAACAUUAUGAGUACCAUGGACAGUGCGACCUGGUCCUAACAAAAGAUCCAACUUUUGCCGAUGGCCUUGGUCUCGACAUCCAGAUUCGUACCAAGUUGGUUCGCUUCUGGAGCUACAUUAAAAGUGUCGCAAUCCGCGUCGACAAUGACAUCUUCGAAGUACAAGGAGGGACUUCACACGACCCUAAUUACUGGAUCAACUUGGAGCGCGAUGGUCCAUUGACCACGAUCGGUGGCUUUCCAGUGAGCAUUGCCAGUUUCGUUCGUCCUACCAAGGGGAUGCAAAAGGUUACUUACGAGAUCGACUUGAGCGCCAAGUAUCCCGGACACAUGAUUGUAAUUUCAACUUUCAAAGAGUUCGUCAAGGUUGAAUUCGUCAACGCAUCAGACGAAGCUUUUGGCAAUACUGUUGGUAUGCUUGGAGACUACAAGACAGGUAAUACACUCGCAAGAGACGGAAAGACUGUCCUGGACAAUUUCCGAACGCUUGGAAACGAAUGGCAAGUACAGCCAUCGGAACCUAUGCUUUUCCAUUCCACAGAACAACCACAGUUCCCUCAGAAGUGCAUCGAGCCAGAGGCCGCACGCGGAGAUCGACUCCGUCGCCGCCGUCUUGGUGAGACUACCGUUACCGAAGAAGAUGCCGAGAAAGCGUGCUCCAGACUGACAGACCCGCUUGAUCGUAAAGACUGUGUCUAUGACAUCUUGGCCACCCAAGACAUGGAUAUGAUCGGAGCAUUCUAA